GAAUGACGUAUGUUAUGUAACCUCAUCUGACACAACGCACAGCUUGUACUUCCUGAUCAGGAUGAAGCAGAAAAACUAAAGCAAACCCGUCUGGAUACUUACUUCUUCCCUACAGACUUCAUUAAGACUCCUUUUUGCUCCAUUCUCUGCAACUUUUACUCCAAAGGGUUUCAGAGAUGGUGCAGAAAUACCAGUCCCCUGUGAGGGUCUACAAAUACCCCUUUGAGCUAAUAAUGGCGGCCUAUGACCGACGAUUCCCGACCUGUCCUCUGAUCCCCAUGUUUGUGAAGAGCGACAUCAUCAACGAGAGUCACAGUGAGGACGGGGCCGAGCUGUUCAUUGAACGCAGGUGUACUGUGGAUGUUGAAGCCCCUCGGUUACUAAAGAGGAUAGCAGGAGUGGACUACAUGUACUUCAUCCAGAAGAACUCUCUGAACCGUAGAGAGAGAACCUUACACAUCGAGGCCUAUAAUGAAUCCUUCUCCAGCAGAGUCAACGUCUACGAACACUGCUGCUACACGGUUCAUCCAGAGAAUGAAGACUGGACCUGUUUCGAGCAGUCUGCAAGUAUGGACAUCAAAUCUUUCUUUGGGUUUGAGAGCACAGCGGAGAAGAUCGCAAUGAAGCAGUACGCCACUAGUAUUAAAAAGGGAAAGGAGAUUAUUGAAUUUCACCUUAAACAGCUGGAGGAGGAGGGCAUUACCCACAUGCCCCGCUGGGUUCCUCCUACUGCCCCUCAGCUGAUACCUGUCAGCUCCGCCAAACCUAUCCCAGCAUGCACCAGCAGAGCUCACCUGGGUUCCACAGACGUCGUGCCAGGCUCUCCGGAUGACAAGUUGGAUGCAGACUACAUCUCACGUUAUUUGGGAACACUGACACCUUUCCAGGAGAGCUGCCUCAUUCGCCUGCGACAGUGGCUGCAGGAAACACACAAAGGCAAGGUAGGUAUAUUCCUGAGAAUUUAGCUGUUACUUGACAUC
Molecule: messenger RNA, 980 nt
Organism: Danio rerio (zebrafish)
Lineage: Eukaryota; Metazoa; Chordata; Actinopteri; Cypriniformes; Danionidae
Source: RefSeq, a predicted model, not a curated record